Molecule: messenger RNA, 4969 nt
Organism: Myiozetetes cayanensis
Lineage: Eukaryota; Metazoa; Chordata; Aves; Passeriformes; Tyrannidae
Gene: HAO2
Product: hydroxyacid oxidase 2
Exons: 8
Coding region: 170-1237 (355 amino acids)
Molecular function (GO): oxidoreductase activity; FMN binding
Source: RefSeq, a predicted model, not a curated record
CACAGGAUUGAGCUUUAAUCUCUGAUGGUUGCUUAUUGACUCUAGAAAAAACUGAAUCUACUCAGUGAAAAGACCUUCUCUACAUCCUGUUUGCAGGCAAACUUGAAGGAGAAGCUCUCACCUCCUGCAGCUCUCCCUGAAACUCAAAGUGUCCAAGCCUCUCUCAGCAAUGGCUAUGGUGUGUCUUUCAGACUUUGAAGCCUAUGCUAAGAAGUAUUUACCCAAGAUUGCUUGGGAUUAUUUUGCAGCUGGAGCAGAUGACUGUAACACACGAGAUGAAAACAUCUUGGCAUAUAAAAGAAUUCGUUUCCGGCCACGUAUGCUGCGGGAUGUAUCCAUGAUGGACAUUAGGACUAAGAUCCUGGGGACUGAAAUCAGCUUUCCUGUAGGAAUUGCCCCCACUGGCUUCCACCAGCUAGCAUGGCCUGACGGAGAGAAAAGCACCGCCAGAGCUGCCAAAGCCAUGAACACCUGUUACAUUGCCAGCACCUACUCCACCUGCACGCUGGAGGAGAUCUCUGCGGCUGCUCCAGGGGGUCUCCGGUGGUUCCAGCUCUACAUCCACCGCAACAGGGCAACUUCCCAGCAGCUGGUCCAACAGGCGGAGGCCUUGGGUUUCCAGGCCCUUGUCCUCACCACAGAUGUGCCCUACACGGGUAAAAGACGCGACGAUAUCCGCAAUGGUUUCUGCCUUCCACCCCACAUGAAACUGAAGAACUUGGAACGGGACUUUGAGGGAGAUGACCGUUCUGAGUACGGACUGCCACCCAACAGCUUGGAUCCUUCUGUCACCUGGAAUGAUAUCUACUGGCUGCAGAGCCUGACCCACCUGCCCAUCAUCAUCAAAGGCAUCUUGACAAAAGAAGAUGCAGAGCUGGCAGUGAGACAUGGAGUUCAGGGAAUUAUUGUGUCCAAUCACGGUGGAAGGCAACUGGAUGAAGGACCUGCCACUAUUGAUGCUCUGGUUGAAGUUGUGGAGGCAGUACAAGGCAGAGUCGAAGUUUAUUUAGAUGGUGGAAUACGAAAAGGAAGUGACGUGUUAAAAGCACUGGCAUUGGGAGCAAAAUGCGUCUUUAUUGGAAGACCAACUUUAUGGGGUCUGGCUUACAAGGGUGAAGAAGGUCUCCAGGACGUUUUGAGAAUUUUGCAGGAUGAGUUUCGUUUGUCGAUGGCCUUGGCUGGCUGUGCCAGAGUCUCAGAGAUUGGUCGACACCUGGUUCAGUUCUCCAAGCUGUGAACAGCCUCCUGCAACGCCCGCCAAACAGAGGCAGCUCAAGCUGAGAUCCCAACCAGACUGAAGACAGAAAAAGAAGGAGCAAUAAAUAUAUGAUAAGGCCUUCAGGAAACCUCUGAGGACAUUAGAAAAGUCUCUGUGUUAGCAAAGCUGUGCUCUGCUUUUACUGAGACCAAUGAAUUCCUUAACAGUUUGGGGAGUUUUUACUUGCUUAAAUUCUUUUGCUUUAAACUGGCUGUUCCAUGGCCUUACUCUUGCCUUCUAUUACAUUGGACAUCCAGACAUGGAAAACUAUGUGCCUUGCUUUUUCCACUUGGUUGUCCUACCAAGUCUGACCACAACUCAGUCACAGUUUCCUACUCUGGCACAGUAAGUGCUGUGGCCAGUAUCUUCCAUAGCUUGGGCUUUUCCCAGAUGUGUUCAUAACAGAUAUAGAAGCAAGGUGCAUCAGUUAACAGGCACACCAGUUACCCUUUGAAGGUGGGGGCAGUUCUGGCCUACUGCUUCUAAAUUCAGAGCAAUGAAAUCACUAGUAAGCAAAGGAGCACCCUGUGCUCCCUGCUGAGAGAGCCUCUUCCUUCACUACAUAGUUAAUUUGGGACCUCAAAGGACACCACAAGUUUGUGGCUGUGGGUACAUCACUCACCUGGUGCCCUGGUCUCUGCCCACGCAUAAGGGCGGCCAGCACAGGCUAGCAGAGUGGGCAGGAGCUGCUGGCACCACCCCAGCAGCGUGUGACCUUCACUCUCUGAGGACAGCUCAGAGGCAGGGUCACACCCGCUGCCAGCAUAAACACUUGCUCUCCAAUGUAACAGAAAUGUGUGCUCAUCCCUUCCCUGUCUAAUUUUCUUCCUGAGACGUGAGUGUUGCCUCCCCACGAGGAAGCCAAUGGCCCUCGGCUGUGACAGAGCUGCUUUCUGGCUGCCCAGAGCAGACAAGGAAGCCUGUACUGCCCACAGCUGAGGGAGCUACUGGGGAAUGAAGAUGAGGGAGUGUGGGGGCGCAUAUGGUCUUACAGUCUGGGCAGAAAUCUGUUGAUGUUGUAUUAUUUGGAGCUAAUGUCCCUUGAGGUUUGUCUGUGUCAAUAGGUUGCAGCAUGAGUAUUUAUCCUGAACCGCUGUCCCUAGGAGGAGUUUAACAAUUGUUUUUUAAUCUUUAUAUAAUGCUAUCCAAGUAAAGGUGUAAAAAGAAUUAUCUACUUAAAAUGUCUAAACCCUCUGUGUGCAUAUUUGGUCUUCAUUAUAAAUGUGACGUGUAAAUCAGUGGGGAAUUGGGCCAGUGUAGCUGAGAAUAAGCUGAAUUUCCAUAAAGAGUUUAACUGAUUUAACUACUCUGGCUUAAUCAGGUCUUCUCAAUGAGGCUCAGUAAACUAAGAUGGCACAUACACAAAAACUGCUAAUGUGCGUCAUCUUUAAAAAUGCAAUGUAAUCUUGAAAAUAUCUGGUAAUACGCCUGACCUUGUUUUCUUAUAAAUAAUUUUUAUGGCCAGACUCGCCAGAGCGGCCGCUGAUGUUACAGCAGUACAAAAUGGCAGAGGGAUGCCAGACAGCAAUAGGAUGCCACAUGUCACUUUGUACCAAAGAAAUACCAACUCACAGGGCACCUUCCCUACUUAGUGCACCUCCCAGUCUCCUUUGCACACAAGGCUCCCUUUCUUGGCAGAGGGCAAUCUCAAACAGUGGUCUCCUGCAAACUGCAUUGCCCUGCAUACCACGCAUGGGUGUGUGGCAUUUCCCACCAAGUGGGGCCUCUCCCUGCUCUGCUUGGAACUCUGGCGGUAAAAAAAACUCUCUUCAGUAAAAGCAUCAAGAAUAAGUAGUGGCUGCAGACAGGGAAAAGUGAUGCUUUGUAGGCUAGUGAUCAAAGUUCUCCUGUGUAUGAGGGUGAAAGUGGGGGCCUGAGGUCACUAUUUCACCCACUAAUUACUCAGAGGAAAAUGCCACAGGAGUCCUGGGUGGAUGGGGCUGCGCAGUUAUCUAACCCUGGUUUGGGGUGCUGUGUGGCCAAAUUCCAAGAAAGUGCCUGCUCUCCUUCCAUGAAAUUGCCUAUGAGCUUCUUCGGUCAAGGCUUUCUCCUGGCAGAGAAGAGGUGCUGCUUUUUCUGUGGAGGAGAGAGCACCUGUGCUCCCCAAUUCUUGCUGAGCAUAUUGACCUCUGGCUCCUGGUGUAAAAGGGAGAAAAGGGGCAGCAGCAUCACCUACUUUUGCACAUAUCUUAAAAGAAUCAAGUGAGGCUCGCUAGGUCCUAAACUUGCUAGGAGAGAUGCUUCCAGCUCAUGAAAAUGGCAGUGGCUGAAGGGACCUGCUGGCAGACUGGAGACAUCUGGUUAAGCUCUGGAGAGGAGCAGAAUUUCCAGCAUCCUUUCUCCAUGACUUGUCUUGAUGACUUGUCUCCAGGCAUUUGAAUUUUUUUAGAUCUACUUCUAGAAAUCUAUAAGACCUAGACAUGGGUAUGGAAAGGGUGAGAGUGAGCAGGUACCUGAAUUUAGCUACUGUCUUCUGGAACUGAUUCUGUGAAAUGGGAAAAUAGGUAGUGAGGGGCUGGGACAACUGUUUUUAAGUUCUGUUUUCAUGAAAAUGAACUCCUCUGUCUCCCUAGUAGCUGACCAUCAACACCUUUGCACCUUAUUCUAUACUCCCAUUUACUGAAAGAAAUCCCUUUUGUCUGGAGAAAUCCAGGUGCUGAAAGAUCAUCCAUUUCUUACCAGCAUUUCAGUUAGACACCUUUCACUUGCAGUCAGACUCAAUGUUCCAUGCAUGCAGCCAGUGUGAUGGUUUGCUCACGCUGCUCCUCACAGCAGUCUGUGUUCCUUGGAGCUGAGGUAGUGCUCAAGACUGCUCUGCUGAGGCAGGAGAAUCACUCAUUUCAGGCUCCAGAGUCUCAGCUUUCAUUUAAAACCAACAAAAUCAAGAUGGUGGAAUGCAUGCCAUUGUUACAAAUGUGAAGAAAAUUUUUAAAGGAGGAAAGUCAUCUUAAGAAACUCAGAGAGUCUGCUGGAGCAGAAACAGUAGUGACGGAAGUUGUCUGCACUGCUGAGCUGACUUCUGGUGGCUUCAUUUACACUAUUAUUGAGUAUAUGAGAUCAAAAUCUGUUUUAAAGGAAAGGUAGUGUCACAUCAUGAAAAUAAAAGCACCAUGUUUUUUUUAUGAUCACCUUUUCUGGUUUUUCCCAUGACACUGAAGCUGGGGGAUGAAGGAUAAACCCUACUAACAUAGCCAUAGAAAUAGCAGCCUUUGAUCAGGCUGUUCUAUAGGUUUGGUGUAUAAGAUAGCACAAACAUCUUAAACCAGAAAUGUUUGCAGAGACCACUAAUUUGAAAAUCCUGUGAUCUGGAUGUCUAGUGGAGUACAUUUGGAGCCAUAUUUGAAAAGGCAUGAAGCACUUGUGAAAUUAAGAUUAGCAGGGGUCCAGGUCUGCAAGCAUUCACAGAGCUGAAAUAUCUUCUUCUCUAAUCCUUUCUCUUGCAAUUGGCUCUUGAAAGCCACACAGAUUUUCUAUCUGAUUUUUCAAACUAUGCAAUUGUAUAGAAUAUCCCCCUAGCCUGUUUUCCCCUUUCAGAUCAGCAUGUAUUCCAAAACUGAGGCCUGUAUGCUUGGAUAGUUCUGCAUGCCCUGCCAGAGAGCAAGGGUAAGGGAAGAUUUUUUUUGUGUAAGUAUCAUGCCUCGGGAAUCAAUAACAAAGGGGAAUCCCUACUGAAUUGGUCAUGUGCAUCUUGUGGGCAAAUGGUAAAGCUAC